Messenger RNA from Malurus melanocephalus (red-backed fairy wren), 951 nucleotides. Its product is annotated as taste receptor type 2 member 40-like. Bases 1 to 951 code for a protein of 316 amino acids. The transcript has a single exon. Gene Ontology annotation, molecular function: G protein-coupled receptor activity; bitter taste receptor activity. Gene Ontology annotation, biological process: sensory perception of taste; G protein-coupled receptor signaling pathway; detection of chemical stimulus involved in sensory perception of bitter taste. Gene Ontology annotation, cellular component: membrane. Lineage: Eukaryota; Metazoa; Chordata; Aves; Passeriformes; Maluridae. The record is from RefSeq and is a predicted model, not a curated record.
AUGGAACUUUGUUACUCUCCACASCAAUCCAACAUCACCUCAUAUGGAGCCACGUUUGUAGUCAUCACCACCAUUGAGGCAUUUGCUGGCAUGUGGAUAAAUGCUUUCAUUGUUUGUGUGCUCUGCAUAGCCUGGGUCAAAAAGAAAACCCUGAACUCUAAUGAGAAGAUCUUGCUGCUUCUUGGAKGUUCCAGGUUUUGCUUUUUGGGCUCCUCAUGGAUAUAUUCCUUCCUUUCAAUAAUUUAUCCCAAUUACAUUCAUGUUCACAUUACAUUUCAACUAAUUCUGUCUUUUCAAAGCUUUUUUAAUUUUUCCAACUUGUGGGUUUCUGCCUCUCUUUGUGGUUUUUAUUGUAUAAAAAUUGCCAAUUUCAGGAACAGCUUCUUCAUCUACCUGAAAGUUAAAAUUGACAGGAUUGUGCCAUGGCUCCUGUUGGGGUCAGUGCUUUCAGCCUUGGCUAUYGUCAUCACUGCCUACUCCAUCACUGAAAAUGUGCAUGACAGCCACAAUUUCACCUGYCUUGGAAAUUUUUGGGAAGCAAAUAUUAGAAUGGAUAAAUAUUUUUUCCCUCUUUAUUUUCUCGUGGGCGUCGAAUAUGCUGCUCCAUUCAUUGCAGUCAUAUUUUCUACUGUUUUCCUUCUCUUUUCUCUCUGGAGGCACAAAUGCAACAUGCAGACAAACUCCAUGARCAGCCUCAGCAUGGAUGCCCACAUCAAAGCCAUGAAAUCUAUUCUCUCCUUCUUAGUCAUGUACAGCAUUAACUUUGUUUGUUUGAUCUUCACUAUAAUUUAUACCAAGAAGAGUGAAAAUACGAUGAUACUUCUUAUAUCCAUAUAUCUGUAUGCUUUUCCAGGUGUUCAUUCCCUUAUUCUGAUUUUCAGCAAUCCCAAGCUGGAAAAGGCACUGUUAAAGAUUCUCUCCYGUGUGAAGUGCAAGAUUUUCAUGAAGUAG